UUAUAAAAUAAAGUACUUAUAUCAUGACAUACUACGCUCGGCUUGUGUAUUUAUUUCAACUUCAAAACUUAAGCUACAGGCAGUCUUCUGUAUCACUUGUGGGGAGGGGAGUGUCCUGAAACAUAACAGACUAAACUUCAACCAUAAGAGAUGCCAAGGACGAAGCUAAGUAAACUGAAGAUAGCAUAAUCUUUUACCAGAAAUAAAUGCAUUUCUGUAGAAAUAUAUCUGACGACCCUUCUCCAUAGACCAUUCCAGGAAUUCCCAUAUACAUUUGCAGCUUUGAAGGUGAUUUUAAAUUAAUCUGAAUCGAUAGCCUAGACCAAAUAUCUACAUCUUGGUAGGUCCAAGGGUAAGUCCCCAGAACUACUGGCCUUGUAUUACUCACCCCACCCACUUCUGAGAGCUUAACCAAACAUUUGAUUAGUUGUUUUAAUUCCGAAUUUGAGGACAAGUGACGUAGCUGAUAUUGGGGUAGACACAUGAUACAACAUCUGCUAUGCCAAAUAAUUGGCACGGCAUUUGCCAAAAAAUUUUACUACAAAAGGGGCCCCGAACAGAUCAGUCAGCAUCGAAAGCACUACAAGCAACAACCAAACACUAAUCAUGCAGUCCAACAAAGUUCUCUUCCUUGUCUUUGGUGUCCUGGCCCUGGUCAUAGCCGCUAGCCUAUCCUCUGAGGCUGUGGAGCAAGAUAGCGAAGGUAUCAGUGAUCGUCGCUAUCGUUGGGCUUCGGAAGAGAACAACUCCGAGAACUCGGAAGACUCAGCUGAUGCCGAGGACGAUCAAGAUCAGGGAGAUCAGGAUGAUCAGGGUAACAAUUCUGAUGAAGAUGGCGAGUGGGAAGAGGAGAUUAUCGAAUACGUACCAGCCGGAGAGUCCUGGGAAGAUCUGGAGAAUGGAUCUGAUGAAGCUUAAAUUGAUUUAAAUUUGUAUCAAUAUUUUUUUUUAAUUUAUAACUAUGUAUACAUGUUUAUUAAUUUGUUAUUAUGAAGAAUCAACCAAUUAAAUAUGAAAUCCAU
Messenger RNA from Drosophila miranda, 1022 nucleotides. Its product is annotated as protein SDA1 homolog. The coding region runs from base 607 to 918 and encodes 103 amino acids. The record is from RefSeq and is a predicted model, not a curated record. The transcript is spliced from 2 exons. Lineage: Eukaryota; Metazoa; Arthropoda; Insecta; Diptera; Drosophilidae.